CAUGGAGUUUAAAGCAUUUUUGGUUAUUACUGGAAUUAUUGUCUAUUCUUUUGAGUCAUCCGUGUUUGGAAUGGAAAACAAUGUUAUCAUUUCAAAGGGUUACGUCAGCAAGCUUUGCAGUGAUCGCUGCCAUCAGUCAACGGAAACAGCUUUGGUAGAGGACUGUGAAAGGGGCUGUCGCUUCUUUGAGUAUGCUGAAACCGCAGACCUAGUUGAUUUUAAUGAAACUGCUUUUCAUCUUCUCUGUGUCAGCAAUUGUAAUGAAGCUUAUGUUGUUGAAAAAAACCGUGAUGUUUGUAUUUCUGGAUGCAACUUUGCAAAAAAAGAAAUAGACAAUAUUAUGGAGAUGAGUCAUCAUGUUCUAGAAGAGGCUGAAAAACAGAUGAAUUUUUUAAAUUCCAUUAUAGGAAUGGUUUCUUCUACAUUUUGGUCCACGGAGGAUGCUGAAAAUGAUGUUCCCAAAGAUGUGCAACAGCGCACUCUGGUCUCUGGCCAGUUAUUGGACCUUUUAGGAGACAUGCCUACUCAAGGAAAUAAACUGGAUGACAAGUUGUCUGCAGGUGAUGUGGAAAUAAUUAAUUUAAUGGGAGAUGAGAUGUCGUCAGUCGAUCCUGCUGAAAUUUCUCUUUGCGCAACUCGGUUGUGGCUACACCGUUUGUCGUUUAUCCUAAUCGUGAUGGGGUCCAUUUCCUUGCUGUUUAUUAGCAUUUUCUAUAUACUUGCCUUCAUGAAACACAAGAAAUCCAAAGAGAACCCAGAAGCUACAGAAAAUGGUGAUUUUACGAACUUAGAUCCUCCAAGUUACGAAACCCUAAUCAAAAGUGGAUACAUUGUUGUGGCUGACAACUAUUUAGCUCCUCUCCACGACGAGAAGAAAGAAAAAAUAUUUUUGGCCUAAUUGGCUCGAUCAUCUUAUUCCUGUAUGACGCGUUUCUUUUUAAAGAAACAAUUCGUACCCUAAAGAGAAAAAGCCAUUAUUUGUCUGUCCAGGGAAUCGAGAUGGGAAGGCGCCAUUGAUUUCCUUUUGUUAGUCAAUUUUCCUGCUUCAUUUAUACUGCGCAUUUUUAAAAUUUUUUUGCAAUAACUUGGAUGAAAAUUGUUGUUCGACGUCCAACAAGUUUCAAUUUAGUUUCCACUUUUUUGCCCGGUACAUUAAAAAUAUACAGUCCUUCUUAUCCUU
Molecule: messenger RNA, 1180 nt
Organism: Daphnia magna
Lineage: Eukaryota; Metazoa; Arthropoda; Branchiopoda; Diplostraca; Daphniidae
Exons: 6
Coding region: 2-898 (298 amino acids)
Source: RefSeq, a predicted model, not a curated record